GCGCUUGUGUGUAGCACCGAGGUGUGUGUACGCGCAUGAGCUGAGACAGUGAAAAGAGGGGAGGGAGCCUGGCACGGGGAGCUUUAAUUCACCAAAUCCACUAACCUACUUCGAGGCUCAACAUCUGGAUAGGAGCGCGUCUCCUCUGCGCGACCAAUUAAUGCCUGAAGAUCUAAACGUGCACUGAUAUUUUAAACACACAUUUAUUUUAUCAGAAUGUUUCCUUGACUAGCACCAACAUUUACCAGAACCAGAUCUCUGCGGCUGUGUGAAGAGAGACCUGGCUGGAGCUGAAGGACGGAGUGCGUCAAGCGAGCGCACGUAUUCCAACAAGUGGACGCAUGAUUUCUGCUGACAGCAGAUGCUGUUCUGAGGCAGAAAGCACGCGCCAUCAGUCUACUUGUAGCCUAGAAUGUGCCAGCGACCGGCGGGGUUAAACCAGGGGAGGAAACACCCGCACUAAUGAGCUCAGAUGGAGCUUUUCGGAGGCGGUGAAGUAUUCGGAGCGUUUUUGCGCAUCGUGUCGGCGCUUGGCACUUUUUCAAGCUUUUUUGUUUUAUCUGUGCUGCAAACGUAAAAUUGAGCUGCAAUGAGGUAAGAAAUCUUCUGCACAUCAUUUCUGGGUUGGUCUUCAUUCACGAAUGAAGAGGGAGAUCUAAGACCGACACGCUGCGGAAUCCUUGUGCCCCCGUCCACGGACUCGGCUCUCCGUUCCCUCGGUGACCGUGGGGCGAAGUUGGAAUCCUGUCUAUAGACGUUUCUUUAUGACGAGGGUGGAAGCCAAAGAUCGCAGUCAUGCCGAUGCACCCAGUCACCUCCACGCUGAUGUACCGGGGCAUGUGCACCAUCCCCGACAUCCUGUACAGCGCUCCGGUGACCCUGCCUGAAGACGAGGUUGAAGAAAUCCGCGAGGCUUUCAAAGUGUUUGAUCGUGAUGGGAAUGGUUUCAUCUCAAAGCAGGAGCUGGGGAUGGCUAUGCGCUCCUUGGGGUACAUGCCAAACGAGGUGGAGCUGGAGGUCAUCAUCCAGAGACUAGACAUGGACGGUGACGGUCAGGUGGACUUCGAAGAAUUUGUUACUCUUUUGGGUCCAAAGCUGACGGCUUCUGGGAUGCCAGACAAGUUCAACGGCACCGACUUCGACUCCGUUUUUUGGAAGUGUGACAUGCAGAAGUUGACGGUUGAGGAGCUGAAGAGGCUUCUGUAUGACACCUUCUGUGAUCAUCUUUCCAUGAAAGACAUUGAGAAUAUCAUAAUGACGGAGGAGAACCACAUAGAAAACCCCGAAGACUGCCAAGUGGACAUAGACACUUCCAGCCCCACACAGCAAGUCAAACAAACGUGCGUACGCAAGAGCCUGAUAUGCGCCUUCGCCAUCGCUUUCAUAAUCAGCGUCAUGCUCAUCGCGGCCAACCAGGUACUGCGAAGCGGCAUGAAGUAGGAGCUGUGGCUGUUCUCGGCCUUGAUUCCCAUCGGGAGGCUUUGUUACAGUUCAGGCUUUUAAAAAGACAACAAAACAACCAGAACAGACAAUCUCAUAACUGCAAAACACUUCUACAGAUGACCAGAGAGCAACUGGAGACACCAAGGACACUUUGUGUGCUCGGAUUUGUCUUUGUGAUGAACAAACUGACAUUUCCAAGAUCGAGAGGACUUCACAAAGACAUGACAGCGUCUGUAUGGUGGACUGCCAACUAUACAUAUCAGUCCUCGUGAACCAACCUUGAAUAUUUAUUAGCUGUGUGCACUGAGCAGAGUUGUGUCGUGGUGGCAGCUAUAGAGAGAAGUGUAGUGACUGUCCAGUUUUGUAUUUGUUCAGUGUACCACGCGGUUUCAUGUAAACUGUAGGAAGAAUCUGUGAGAAAUCGCCGGGACGUUGGGGAAAUGCAAGACGUUACAAGAUGAAAGGUCUGUAGUGCACAGUGUGGCGUGGUUCGGUUUCAAAUCCACUUGGGAGGAAGAACCGCUCAGAAGGAACCAAAGAUCACAGAACGGCUGUGUGGGGAGGUGAACGUGUGGAUGGUUUCACUCGUUCACAGCCUGCUGGGUAUCGGUCAGAACCAAGCAGGUUGAAGCGGGUUAACAGUUCCUGAAGAGCAGAGACGAAAGCUAGCUAGUUGGGAUGCUGCCCCCACGACCCGGACCCGGAUAAGCGGAGGAAGACGACGAGAACGGGAGAAGGGGCUCCCGGGGGCCCCUCUGGGACAGAGCCAGCUGGGUAUAUCAUGGACUCCUGGAAACAGUGGAACCUGAUCUCAACUGUCUGUAGAGGAUUCUGAAGACGUCUGGAUAUUCGUGGUGUUGGUGUCAGGUUUCCUGCUUUUUGGCCUGGGAGGUUACCUGGCUGAACGUGUAGUAAACACUCUCUGCUUCGAAGGAUCAUCUAUGCAUGAGAUGCAUGGAUAGAAACACGAUUCUUAUCAAUGUAGUCGUCAUAAUCACUGUGUAAUGCAGCCACCUAAUGAAGACUGUGAGAUGUGGGGUGGGAGCAGAAGUGAGGCACACAUGCAUGAAAAGAAGGGCUUCUUUAGGACUUGUUCACUCACAAACAACAACAACAAAACAACAACAAAAUCGUACCCAGCUGCGGGAACAGUUACUUCACACCAGUGCAGGGCAGGAAGCGUCUUUAAGAUGCAUUGCUGAAAAGUUUAAAAAUAUGCAUUUGAACUGAUCUUGCUUUAAAAGAGAGAUGAGGAAAUGAAGGAGUGCAUUUCUUUUUCUUGAUUUCCAUCUGGGUGCGUUGCUUUAGAGCAAUAAUUACAUGUAAUGAAGCUUUGGACACAGCGGUUUAAAUGUCUGAGGAUCCUCCUGCAGAAUUGUGUCAGGUCAGGAUACGAGGUUAUGGCAUUACCCCGGCGUUCCACCAGCUGCAUAAACGUCGCGGCGCGUCCGCAAAGCACAAUGUGCAGCUAAUAGCCAAUGCUAUAGCUAAUGGGUUGGAUCCUACCCGCUUCUCGAAUGCUGACCCAGAAGCUCCGCUAAAUUUAUGCAUUUCCUUUGAAGGCAACACUUCAAGAACACGCCAAGCUCAGCAGUUCUUGCCAGACAGGAAAUCAAACACCAGAGGAGUGUGAAGCAUCCAGCAACUUUCAAAAUAAAAGAUUGCUGACUUCCAAUUGCUGAACUAUCAAAAAAUGAUGUCACUAGCUGUGACUUUCUCUUGGCAGAGGUUAAAAAACAGACCUUUUGGACACAUGCUACCAACGUUUUGCUCGCUUGUACCACAAGAACUGGCUAAAUCAAUGCAUUUGCAGCCUUCACUCGACUGGGGAGCUCUUGGUAGGAAGGGAUGUGUAGUACGUAGCGAUUAGCUGUGGUAAUAGUGGAUUACUGAGUCUCCAUUGACUGCAAAACUUCAAAUUUUAGACGCAUAAAUGUAGCAGAGAGACACAUUACUAUGCUUCUGGGACACGUCCAGCCGGUGGAAACGCACGCAUCUACCAUAACGAUGGCUAGGUCCCAGAAGUUUAGUGACGUGUCACUCCUCUAAAUUCAUGCUUCAAGUCAGUUUUCACACUUCCAGUCUAUGUUUAUGUGCUACGCUUCGGCUUUUGGGAUCAGGCCAGACAGGAAGUCAAACAUAAAAGUAUUGUAAAACAUCCUGAAAUUUCCAAAACAAAAGUCGUGUUGAUUUCUAGUUGCUUAACUAGAGAAUGAAACAAACGAAGUCUUUACCUGUGAAACGUCCAUCGCCAAGGCAAACAGCACAGAAAAUAAACCACAGACCUUUUUGCAUUCAUGCUGCCAUUUUUCUCCUUGCUUGUUAACAAGUGAACUAGCAAAGUCACCACUGAUGAGGUCAUUUUGUGACCUCACGGUACCACCCUUGUAGAAUGCGUUUGCUGCUGGUUUGUGUCUAAAACGCUCCCGGGAGGAGGUGACACGCUGCUGACCUCGCGUCUAAUACGGUAAUUUCCCUCUAGAAUUAAUAAAGAAUCUUUGAAUUUGAAUUUGAAGCGCCGCUUACGCAUCCGCUGGAAUGGCCGGGUCAAGCUCAGAUCUUCACAUGAUGGAAAGUGCAAUGGGAAAAAAAUGAUUUGAAAUGACUGCAAUAAAAUAUCAACAUCCUGAAGUGACCAUCAUGUGAUUGGGUGUAGGUUUAGAUUCACGUGCAUGCAUCUUGGUGAUUUUUUUCAUUUAUUUUUAUUUUUAUUUUAUUUUUUGCAUUUACGAUUCCGCAUCUUUACCAAAGCUACGGAGGAAUCUGUGAUAUGAGAAGAAGCCCGUUCAAAAGCAUAAUUUGAAGGAUAAAUAAAUAAACAAUUCAGAAUUCAUUUAGGAGAAACCUUGUGACCUGAAAAACAUUCUUCAAAAUGACGUCCACAUUAAUAAAAGAUCUUAAUUUAUGGGAUGUUGUGAAUUUUUAGCUGUCAAGCAGAUUCCAAAGGAGUCGUUCCCAUUUCCCGGAUGCAUGCACGACGAGGAUUAUCUGAUGCACCUCAGUAAAUUUGACAAGCGUGUCAAAGACUCUGGCAAAAAUAGAAACCAUUUAUUGACAAGUACCUGUGUUUCCAUUUUGCACUUUAAGAUGUGCUGCUGCACACGUCAACUCACCGCCAUGAUUGUUAAUUCAUCUCCCCAAAAAUCUGAAUAGAUUUAUUUUUGUUAUGAGAAUGUGAUGGAAGAGAAAUGAAAUGCGAGUCAGUCGUGCCGUCUUAUUUGUUUCUAACAGGAAGAAUUGUAUUUGCUGCCUUAUUUUUGGUGCAUUCAAAAGAAAAUUGCCAGUAUGUUUAUCAUUUAUGACCAGAGCAGAAUAUAUCAGACUGUUUAUUUUCUUUUUACAGCUGGAAAUAAAACGUCUAUCUGUUGAUGUUCUCAUCAUUGUUCUGUACUUUGAUACGUGUCUUUUGCUCCUAAAAUUGGUUCAUUCUGAUGUUCUUCUCUGUCUGUUUAUUGGUAUUUCAUAUGAAUAAAACCACCUAACAAGUG
This is a messenger RNA of Nothobranchius furzeri (turquoise killifish), 4931 nucleotides long. It is a transcript of the gene cabp7a, whose product is annotated as calcium-binding protein 7. Lineage: Eukaryota; Metazoa; Chordata; Actinopteri; Cyprinodontiformes; Nothobranchiidae. The record is from RefSeq and is a predicted model, not a curated record. Gene Ontology annotation, cellular component: trans-Golgi network membrane. Gene Ontology annotation, molecular function: calcium ion binding.